UGUUAAAACUACACAUCUCGGAGAAAGAACUACAACGUUGUUGUAGUUCUGCCUUGCGCAGAAGGGCUUUAGAGCCCUUUAAAUGUAGCCUACAGUACGUGCAAAGAUGGCAUCUCAAGCCGACUCGGUACAUGCGCAACAUGUGAAAGCAAGGGUAAAUGACAUCCUCGCCCGAUUAACGCAAGAGAAGAAAAAGAAGACAAAAAGGGACGCGUUGGCGCAGCCCCUGAAACACGAGCGGACGGAUAGAGACGCGAAGAAAGUGGAGCUCAAUCCUCUCCGGCAUCACGACCACCACCACCAACAGCAGCCUGCAGAGCCACGGGAGCACCAACAGCUGCACAAAAACCAAAUACAUAACAACUUUUGCUCUGAAAAACCUUCCACGCUGCCAAACCAUUACCACCAUCACCACCACCAUCAUCUCCAUCACAGCAGCCGCACCAACGGCGCAAAGAAGAAUGCACCACCUGCCUCCUCGCAGAAGGUACCGCCGCACAAACCGGCAAAGAAGCGGCCGUUGCCUCCCACUCCUCUUCCGUUAUUUACUUUUCCGCCUCUCAGAGGGGCCAAGGUCAAGACGCAGGGGCGCACUGAGCCGCGUCGGGAGAAGGACCACCGGCCCAACGGGAAGAAUGAAAACACCGGGGCCAACGUGACACACACAGAGCUGAAGAAACCACAGCGAGGUGAGUCACGGCCUCGCGACGAGAAUGUUAAAUCCCAAGCGCUGCUGGCGGAAUACCUCCUGAAGAAGUCAAAGAAGAGGAAGAGGAGGCAUCACAGCGAAGAUGAAGACCAGCCCAGCAGCGGGAAGCUCAGCGGCGUCGUGCGCCACAUGGAGGUGCAGACCGUGUGCACGGGACCGGCAGCCGACCUCACCUUGUCCCCCGCUCACCCUGCUCCUCCUCCUCCUCCUCCUGACCAGGAAGGUCGGCCCGAUCACCGCCACCACCAUCCCCAUCAUCCCCCAGACCAUCCUCCUCACCCUCAGGACCACGCCCACCUCCGCACCCCCAGGGCUCCGUUCCUCUCCCAUCAGGACCACUCCAUCCGCAGCGCGUGCCUUCAGACGGGCGGCUGGCACGGCCGCUUCAUGCACGAGGAGCGGCAGGCCAACGGCGGCGGCCGGGUCCUCCACGCCUACGCCGACGAGCUGGCCUCGCUGGGGGCCGACCACCUGAGGGCCUUCGCCGGGGAGUUCAUGGAGCGGGCGUUCGCCGAGACGGGCCGCAGCCAUCGGGGGAAGAGGAGGCCGGCCGGGGCCCGCUACGCCCUGGCGGUGGUCCACGGGGCCGCCGCCUACCUGCCGGACUUCCUGGACUACUUUGCGUUCAACUUCCCCCACACGCCGGUGAAGAUGGAGCUGCUGGGAAAGAAGGACAUCGAGACCACCACCAUCGCCGACUUCCACGCCCAGGUGAGCCAGAGCUACUGCUCGGGGACGUACCGGGCCGGGCCCAUGAGGCAGAUCAGCCUGGUGGGGGCCGUGGACGAGGAGGUGGGCGACUACUUCCCAGAGUUCCUGGACAUGCUGGAGGAGUCUCCCUUUCUCAAGAUGACCCUCCCAUGGGGCAGCCUCUCCAGUCUGAAGCUGGAGUGCAGGUCCCAGAGCGACGACGGGCCCAUCAUGUGGGUGCGCCCCGGGGAGCAGAUGGUGCCCACCGCAGACGUGCCCAAGUCCCCCUUUAAGCAGCGCAGGACCAUGAACGAGAUCAAGAACCUGCACUACCGGCCGCGGAGCAGUGCACCCAGAGAGGUGCUGUUUGAGGACCGCACCAAGGCCCACGCCGACCAUGUGGGACAGAGCUUCGACUGGCAGAGCACGGCAGCGGUCGGCGUCCUCAAGGCCGUCCAGUUUGGAGAACGUGGUAACCGGCCUCGGAUCACCAAAGACGUGGUGUGUUUUCAAGCGGGAGACUUCAACGAUGUGGUGCAGAGGCUGCAGCUGGACCUCUAUGAGCCCCCAGUGUCUCAGUGUGUGCAGUGGGUGGACGACGGGAAGCUGAACCAGCUGCGGCGCGAGGGCAUCCACUACGUGCGCACGCAGCUCUGCCACGACGACAUCUACUUCAUCCCCCGCAACGUCAUCCACCAGUUCAAGACGGUGUCGGCCGUCUGCAGCCUGGCCUGGCACAUCCGCCUGCAGCAGUACACCGCCACGGAGGAGGAGGAGGAGAUGGUGGAGGGGGGAGGGGAGGGGGAGAAAGGAGGGUCUGAUACCACCGCGACCGUCCGAGCCCGCCCGCAGUUGGAUGGAGGGGGGUCCCGGGCCGAGGGGCCCACGUUCCAGAGACCCGCGGUCCCCUCGCCUCGCAAGCCACCGAGGGAGGCUUCCCCCCCGCCUGCUCUGUCAGGCCGUAUGCCCCCCCCACUGCCACCGUCGCACAGGGACCCUCCCCCUCACCGGGCACCCCGGUUCGGCUCUGGAGGCACUCCGUCCCCCCUGCCUUGUCUGGCUCUUCCUUAGCCCCCCCCCACAAACACACAUGUCGGCUCAUCAGACCCCUUCAAGAGACGGUCUGAGGACUUUGUCAUAGACCCCUCCCUGCCUCUCUCCAACACUCUCUAGUCCUGAAUUUCCUUACCACUUCUAUCACUGGUUGACUUUGAUUUAAAUCAACGAGAUUGAAGUUUCCUCCCUUAACCUAUUGUUCACUGUAUCUUUUUAAAAGAUGCCUCCAUUUUCUCUAUGUAUAUUUCUAAAGAAAACAUACAAUCAGUAGCUAAAUUAUUUAGCUAAGCUAUUUAUUUUCUCUUUACUCCUAGGGUGAUUAAUGAAGCAAAUACAAGUUGAUGUGCAAAGACAGAUAUUUUUGUGAUUGGACUGGAUAUUAAAUGUUAAUGAAACACCUGAACCCCUUUUUUGGGGAACACACUUACCACAAUACUUUUUACUGAAAAUGUUCAAGUCGUUAAACGGGGGGGGGGGGAUUCUCUGUAAAAUAGGAGGGGUCUGCUAUACUUAUCUGCGCCCCCUUCUCAAGCGAGAGGGCCCCUUGCACCUGCUGCUGUGAAACCCAAUGCCCAACCUCUUUUUUCUUUGCCUCCCAAUUAUUAUGUUUUCAUCUGCUGGGCGGAUGUUGUAGUAAAAAGGGCCUUUCAAUCCUGCAUACACCAGGCACAUUACACAUGGAUAAGACAUACACGAUACGCUGUUCCUAGUUCAUGCACAUAGUAUAUGCUUUGAAGAAUAUACACUUAUUUUCUAAAUGCCUUUUACAAAAAAGAUAUUUUGUACAGAGACCCCGUGGACACUUUUUGAUUCUGUGUUUGGAUAUUCAUAAGAUGGCACAUUAAUAUAUGAAAGUAAAUGUUGUUUUUUGUUACCACUGAUGAUACAGUGUUGCAGAUGUGGACCAUUCUAUCACAGCUUAUAGACCUAAUUGAAAUGUUAUUAUUGUCAUGAAAUUGAAUAUUUGAAUUUGAACAGUGCAGUUAAAUCAGCACAAUGUAUGUUUUCCAAUUAUCAGCCUACAGUGGCUUGAGGUGUAGCUACAUUUAUAGAGUGGGUCAAAUGUACGCAUAUAAUGUAUACGCAUUUAAAAAUGUCAGAUUUGAUAUAAAACUCAUUAACUAUGUUCUCCUAGA
Molecule: messenger RNA, 3591 nt
Organism: Gadus morhua (Atlantic cod)
Lineage: Eukaryota; Metazoa; Chordata; Actinopteri; Gadiformes; Gadidae
Gene: rsbn1
Product: round spermatid basic protein 1
Exons: 7
Coding region: 107-2470 (787 amino acids)
Cellular component (GO): nucleus
Source: RefSeq, a predicted model, not a curated record